Messenger RNA from Fukomys damarensis (Damara mole-rat), 1950 nucleotides. RefSeq names its product RASD family member 2 (gene Rasd2). The transcript has 3 exons. The record is from RefSeq and is a predicted model, not a curated record. The coding region runs from base 104 to 997 and encodes 297 amino acids. NCBI's taxonomy places the organism in Eukaryota, Metazoa, Chordata, Mammalia, Rodentia, Bathyergidae. Gene Ontology annotation, molecular function: GTP binding; GTPase activity.
ACAUCUCUGAGCCUAAGUAUCCCUGUCAGUUGAGGGGUCCCGGCAGGACCACCCUGUGGGCGCUGGUGAAAUCCUGGGUUAUGGCAAGCACAGCACCUGUGAGAUGGAUCCCUGUGACAGUGGCUCCUGUUCCUGGGACAGCUUCACUCCAUCUUCCACCUCCUGGCCAUCCUUGGAAGGGUCCAGGCCGCGUGCCAUGAUGAAGACACUGUCCAGCGGGAACUGUGCGCUGAGUGUGCCCGCCAAGAACUCCUACCGCAUGGUGGUGUUGGGCGCCUCGCGUGUGGGCAAGAGCGCCAUCGUCUCCCGCUUCCUCAGCGGCCGCUUUGAGGACCAGUACACGCCCACCAUCGAGGACUUCCACCGGAAGGUGUAUAACAUCCGCGGUGACAUGUACCAGCUGGACAUCCUAGACACCUCGGGCAACCACCCAUUCCCUGCCAUGCGGCGGCUGUCCAUCCUCACAGGCGACGUCUUCAUCCUGGUGUUCAGCCUGGAUAGCCGUGAGUCCUUCGACGAGGUCAAGCGGCUGCAGAAGCAGAUCCUGGAGGUCAAGUCCUGCCUAAAGAACAGGACCAAGGAGGCGGCGGAGCUGCCCAUGGUGAUCUGCGGCAACAAGAGCGACCACGGGGAGCUGUGCCGCCAGGUUCCCAGCACUGAGGCCGAGCUGCUAGUGUCAGGCGAUGAGCACUGUGCCUACUUUGAGGUGUCGGCCAAGAAGAACACCAACGUGGACGAGAUGUUCUACGUGCUCUUCAGCAUGGCCAAGCUACCGCACGAGAUGAGCCCCGCACUGCACCGCAAGAUCUCCGUGCAGUACGGCGACGCCUUCCACGCCCGGCCCUUGUGCAUGCGGCGUGGCAAGGACGUGGACGCCUAUGGAAUGGUUUCACCUUUCGCCCGGCGGCCCAGUGUCAACAGCGACCUCAAGUACAUCAAGGCCAAGGUCCUGCGAGAGGGCCAGGCCCGAGAGAGGGACAAGUGCACUGUCCAGUGAGCGGGCAUGUGGGGGACAUGGGUGCUUGGGCAAUGCUCUAGGGAGGUGGCUAAGCGUACCCGCGGCCCGCAUCCCUCACUAAGAGCCAGUCUGGACCCUUGGCACAGGCAGGAGGCCCCCUGAGGCGCUGUGCCCUGAGCAUCCUGCCUUCUUGCCUGUUCCCCAAGUCCUCUCGUCCCUGCUGUGCCCUGGCCCCAUCUUCCCUGGGGAGGAUGUGUCUCUGGUCACAGGGGACACUGGGGAGAGCAGGAGCCAAGUUGGUGGCAUCUUCUGCCGGCAGUGGAGCCUUGAGAACAAGUCACUGGCAGAGGUCACCAACAUUCUUGCAGGGUGGGGCUGGCGUGAUGGGUUCAUCUGGAGACCCUGCCCUGCCCUGCAGAGUUAGCUCUGGGCUCCCCUCAUCCAUCCAGUGGCCUGAGGGGCCUGUGGUCUGCUUGCUCCUUGGCCCUGCCGGUCCCAUGGCUCCCCAGCCUUCCCCAGGUUCCUCUACCCGACGGUGGCGUCAGGUGUUGGGCAGUGGCCCAACGUGGCCAGGUCCUCAUGCUGCAGACCCAGCAUCUCGGCCAGGGCCUGCUCCCUUCCAUCCGAACAGCAAUGCCCCCCAAGCUGUCUGCCACAGAUCAGGCUGUGUGCUGAGCCCAUGUUGUCCCUGCAGCUGGUGCAGGGCAGAGCUCCACAAGAGCCAGGCUGGCCUUAGUGUCCAAUCCUCAUGUGCUUACUGAGCACCUACUAAGUGCUGUGUCCACCACAUGCUAAGGGCCAGGGCAUGGCCCGUCUACCACUUGCUGCACACAUCUGUUGGAAGAGCAGCAAAGGCUGGGCCGGAGCCAGGGCAGGUGUGGGUACCAUGUGCCCAGCCGGGAGGCUCUGUGCUUGUAUCCCAUGUCAGUGCAAAGGCCCAUGUCAUCAAUUUUGUCCCAGAACCUUAAAGAUGCUUAGCUUCAGGGCCUCGA